This is a messenger RNA of Emericellopsis cladophorae, 930 nucleotides long. Its product is annotated as NAD(P)-binding protein. The transcript has a single exon. The record is from RefSeq and is a predicted model, not a curated record. Lineage: Eukaryota; Fungi; Ascomycota; Sordariomycetes; Hypocreales; Bionectriaceae. The coding region runs from base 1 to 930 and encodes 309 amino acids.
AUGACACGAGUAGUCGUAUUCGGUGCCACGGGAGUCCAAGGCGCAGCGCAGGUCGCUGUGCUCGCGCGGACUGGACAUGAACCCGUCGCUGUUGGCCGCAACCCCAAGCCGAUAGAGAUUGACGGCAAGCCCAUUGAGACAUGUGCCGCCGACUUUGCUGAUCAGGCGGCCCUCGACAGCGUCUGCGCCACGGCCGAGGUGAUAUUUCUCAACCUGCCGUCUACGUCCUUCCAACCGACAGAGCCCAUCCUGGACGCUGCGAGAGCUAUUGCGCAGGCUGCCAAGAAGUCGUCGUCCGUCCGCCUGGUUGUCUUCAACACAAGCAUGCCGGUGCCCGAGGAGAAGCGCGGCAUCGAGGCGCAAGACGAUCGAAUCGAAAUUCGAAGCAUACUGCGGGAACAAGGCCUCCCCGUCAUCUCCAUCCAGCCAGUGGUCUUUCUAGACAAUCUCCUCGAGGGCUGGGCGUACCCCCCGAUCGCCGAGCGCCAGACCAUUGUCUACUGCCACAAGCCAGAGCUCGAGGUGUCCUGGAUCUGCCAUCACGACAUUGCACAGCUCAUGGUCGCGGCUAUUGACCGCCCCGACCUUGCUGGACGCAACAUUGCCGUUGGUGGCCCAGAGACGGUGCACUUGCACGAGUUGGCCGCCAAGCUGUCGCGCGCGUGGGAGAGGCCGAUUGGGUAUGAGCACCAGACGGUGGACGACUUUUGCGACAAGAUUAGUGUAGCCAUGAAGCAGAGGUCGAAUAUUGACGCCGACCAACUCGUGGCGCAGAUGCACAAAGCCUACACGCACUACAACGAGUCGCCUGAGAAGCCUUUCAAGGUCGACAUGGGCCCUGUCCUGAAGGAGCUGCCGGUCAAGCUGACGCCCAUUGAGGACUGGGGCAGGAUGACAAAGGACAGGCUUCCUCCGCCCAUAGCGACAUGA